UAGAGGCCCAAAUGGCAGUGAACAGAAAGGCAUGAGAAGCACGCGUUAGGCAUUGGACACAGAGCGAGUCGUGCGAGUUAACCGCGUGUAAAUCAGUGAGCCACCACUCUUCUUCACAUCGCCCACUGGUCCCCUUUGUUUCUUUUUCUCUCUCUUUUUUUGUUCAUUGUUUUGUUUUUGCUGGGUCUUUCCUUCCUUUCCUUUCCUUUCCUUUCCAUACCCAAACAAAUAAUAUAACCAACCUCAUUUACCAAACAACCACCCGACCAACCAUAUUAACAAAGUUUCAAAACUCCUUCACUGCCACCUCCACCACCACCGCCGCCGCCGCCGCCGCCGCCGAGUGUCUCAUAGUCUCGGAAGCUUCUAAAGUGUGUCACACAGAGAGAGAGGAUAAUCGUCGAACUCGGACGCGGACAAAACCCUAGAAACAAAUUAAUGAAAAUGAAAAAUCCCCAAAUCUGAAUGGAACUCCUUUUCCCUCCUUGCGGAUCAUUCCCUCACGCUUGUUUUCGGUUCCUCCGUUUCUCUCUUUUCUUCGCUGGCGGCUGAAUUGUACUCUUUAAGAGAAAUUGAAAUACAGAGCGUGCCUGCGGGCGCGCGUUCCCUGGUUAACCAUUAAACAGUGUGUGUGUGGGGCGAUGGGUAGUUCGGGAUCCGGUGCGGCUGAUUGUGGUAUAGGACCGAUCGUUUGGGUGAGGAGGAGGAACGGCUCAUGGUGGCCGGGGAAGAUACUGGGACCUGAAGAACUGGCGGAGUGUAAUCUCACUUCUCCCCGAACAGGGACUCCGGUCAAGCUCCUUGGAAGGGAAGACGCUAGUGUGGACUGGUACAAUUUAGAGAAAUCUAAGCGUGUGAAGGCAUUUCGAUGUGGUGAGUUUGAUGAUUGCAUUGAAAGGGCUGAAUCAGCUCAGGGCAUGCCAAUCAAAAAAAGAGAAAAAUAUGCACGUCGAGAAGAUGCAAUUCUUCAUGCACUUGAUCUUGAAAAACAACUGUUGAAAAAACAAGGAAAAUUAAGUGUAACUGCUGAUCAGCAAAGAAGUAAAUCACCUGGGCCUGCAAAGGAGCCUGGUAUUGCUUCAGAAGGUUUAACGAAUAAUAGUGGGAAACCUGGAAAUCCCAAAUUGAAUACAGUUAUCAAAGAUGAGAUUGUGAACAAUCCUGUGAAAACCAAGGAUGUAAAUCAGCCAAUCUCAGAAGAUGAUCAUUCUGAAGCAACACCGCGGAUGAGAGGAUUGCGGGAUUUUGGGCUUCGGACUGCUUUAAAGCGAAAGUUUCCGUCAUCUGGUGAUUCAGAUGGUUCUAUAAUACCUAUGGCAGAUAAUCACUUUCUAGGUCAUCCUGUUGGUUCCCCUAAUGCGGAAAGGACAAAUCUUGCAAAUGGAGUGGAUGAGAUGGGAUCUCUUUUCCAUGCCAAGAGGUGUAGACGUGUUUACUUUCCAACUGAGUCUAGUGAUUCUUUGGAUGAUAAAGAACUCCAUCCAAGUCAGAUUAAGAUGUUACAUUCCCAUUUUGAAGAUGAUGGUGGCCACCUUAAUGAUAGUUCCUUGAAUGAACCAAACUCUUCUUCGGGUUUUAUGGGAAAUGUUGAAUCUGACUCUUCGGAAACUGACUCUUUUGAGUCUGAGUCGGAUUCUUCUGAGACUGAACCAGAUGUGGCUGACAAAAUGAGUGUUUUUCCAGGUACAGCUAUGCCUACAGAAGCUGAACAGGAUGUUCUGAGACAACCUGACGUGCCAGGAGAACAUGGAAGUACAAGCAGUGAGGAUGCUGAUGAAUUAGCAUUUUCUGGUGAAAUGCCACAUCUUUAUCCUGAUGAUCCAUUUCUUGCUAAUGAGGCGGUGUCCAAAUGGCAAUUGAAAGGGAAAAGGAAUAUUCGGCACCUUACUAAAAAGUCGGUAGAUGGGGCUGAGAGAAAACUUUUGAAUGGUCCUCUUCAUGGAACCUACCAUGGGAUGAAGGGUAGCACUUCUGGUCAAAGGGCAUAUGGUUUUGAUGAUGGUGAUUUGGGCAGAAAAUACAUUAGGACCAUGGUUGAUGUGGAUAGUGGACACUAUUCGUACGCGUCCAGGUAUGCAUCCAAAGGUAGAAAUAAUACUGGUCAUAAUUUUAUUGAUUGGAGGGAAAUGGCUUGGGAGGAUCGUCCUGCUUUUAAAGGUCGUUUGGAGGAAAGGGCAGAACACUUCAAUCCAAUAAUUGGACGUCAUAUGUAUGGUGGAAGGGCAAGAUCCAUUUUGGUAGAUGUGGAUUUGAAGGUCCAAGUGAGCUAUCAAAAAGAACGUGUUCCCAUUGUUUCUCUUAUGAGCAAGUUAAAUGGGAAGGCAAUAAUAGGGCAUCCAAUCCAAAUUGAAGCCCUUGAAGAUGGUUGUUCAGAAACACUUAUUUCUGCAAGUGAUUAUCAUGCCAAUGAAGCAGUUGACCAUGAUGGAAAUACUUCACUUCCACCGGCUUGGAGGACUGCUCGAAGGACCAACUUUAGGGUCCCACGCCCUCAUUUAUCAUUAAUGUUGGGUGCGGAGGAUGCUGAGGAUCAUCCGUUCAUAGAUCAAGGAAGGUCACCAUUUAGGAAGUCAAGUAUAGGGAAUUUCAAUCACAAGGCAAGCCUGGUGCGGAAGAGCCUUCCCCACAUUCGACCUUCAAUUGAUAGGAAAUUCCCAAGAAAGCUGCAAAAGAAAGCAAGCUUAUCAUCUAACCAAAAAACAAGAACCUUGUCUUCAAUUUCUGUUCAACAGAAUUUCAGAACUAAGCCAUUACAUUAUUCCAGUAGCAGUCAAAUGGAUGGGCUUAUCAAACCUGAGACAUCUAGGCCAACCACAGUUGCUUGUAUACCUGUCAAAUUAGUCUUCAGUAGGUUACUUGAGAAGAUCAAUAGACCGCCAUCGAAAGCAGCAAGUAAAGUGGUCAUAUCAAAUAGGGAUGCAGAGAGACAACCAUCAUAGUUAGCGUGUACCAAAUCAUAUGGACUCAUUAAUACUGAAGAUGCAAUAAUUGCUGCUAAUUUCCUCCUGACAGAAGUAGUACUGCACCCAGACCUUUAUUAGCACCAAUACCAUUUUAAUGAACGUUAAAUGAAGCAACAACGGGUAAAAAUAUACAGGGAACAUGUUCGACAUAUGGUUGUUAUGAUGUUAGGAUUGCUAGAUAUUGGUGCAAGGUACUGAAGGAAAAGCUUUCAUUAGGCAGAAAAGAAGGUACUAGCUAUUACAAAUAGAAGCUGGUAGUUUGAUAUUCAGGUAUAUGUACAUUUUUUAUUCCAUCAUGUUUUCAGGUUUCUUUUUUUUUUUUUUUUUUUUCAAAAGAAGUAUAGAGAAAUGUGGUACAGUGGGAUUGAUGUAGACUUUUUUUGUAAUAGUUUCAUUUAAUCAAUGAUUAGAUAGAGUGAUGAGAGCUUAGGCAUUGUGCUGCUGUAGAAUAAGUACUCAGUGUAGGGAUAGGCAACUAUGCUAUGUGAUGCACAAAGUGCAAAACUCCCAAAAAAUGAUUACAUGUUACAAAUGAAGAAUUUAAAUUUGUUGGUUA
Messenger RNA from Manihot esculenta (cassava), 3519 nucleotides. RefSeq lists its product as uncharacterized. Lineage: Eukaryota; Viridiplantae; Streptophyta; Magnoliopsida; Malpighiales; Euphorbiaceae. The transcript is spliced from 4 exons. The record is from RefSeq and is a predicted model, not a curated record. Bases 642 to 2939 code for a protein of 765 amino acids.